Prunus armeniaca (apricot) is the source of this 738-nucleotide messenger RNA. The record is from the annotation of a GenBank genome assembly. Lineage: Eukaryota; Viridiplantae; Streptophyta; Magnoliopsida; Rosales; Rosaceae.
AUGAGCCGACUGUUCUGUAAAUCGCUCCUCCUAACUCCCUUUCUCGCUUCCGCUCCGAUAAGAUUCUCAUUCAAGUCCAUUUCGUCACCGUCUUCCACUUCCAGGGUUCAUCGUAUGGCCACCGAGGCUUCGUCAUCACCGUCAUCCAAUGCAGACCGCGAAGCAACCUCUUCUUCUUCGUCUGCCCCCGCUUCCUCUGCCAUUGAUUUUCUCUCGCUGUGUCACCGCCUUAAGACUACGAAACGAGCUGGAUGGGUGAAGAGAGAUGUAAGGGAUCCAGAGUCUAUAGCUGACCAUAUGUACCGAAUGGGAUUAAUGGCUCUGAUUGCUUCUGAUAUCCCCGGUGUCGAUCGAGACAAGUGCAUAAAAAUCGCCCUUGUUCAUGAUAUUGCUGAAGCCAUUGUUGGGGACAUAACGCCCUCCGAUGGGGUUCCGAAGGCUGAGAAGAGUCGAAGAGAGCAAGAGGCAUUAGACCACAUGUGCAAAUUACUUGGUGGAGGGAAAAUAGCAGAAGAGAUAGGUGAAUUGUGGAUGGAGUAUGAGGGGAAUUCCUCGCCAGAAGCUAAAAUUGUUAAGGACCUAGACAAGGUCGAGAUGAUACUUCAAGCCUUGGAAUAUGAAAAGGAUCAAGGAAAGGAUUUAGAAGAGUUUUUUCAGUCAACUGCUGGGAAGUUUCAGACUGAUUUGGGCAAAGCAUGGGCUUCAGAGGUAGCAUCAAGAAGGAAAAAGCAAGGCUAA